AACUCUUAUAGAGAGGUUACAUUCUUACAAGAAUGAUCGUGAGAAGGCUUGGGAAAUUUAUAGAAAUAUUGUAAAUAAUGAUCUUAUAGUUCAUAUGAAAAUGGAUCACAUGGAAUUAUUGCUUAACCUUUUAUGUGACAACCCAGAUAAUAAGACUUUUGAAUUACUUGAUCAAGUCAUGAAAGAUGUUUAUUUGUUUCGUAAAAAGAAUUUAAUGAGACCUAUUCUUUAUGCACGAGUGUUAAAAUUAUCGGUGCAACUAGGAAAUUACAAGAUUGUAGCUGAUAUUAUAAGGCAAAUGACAACUUUGGGAUAUUACAUUGAAAGACCGCAUGUUAAAGAAAUAGUAAAGCAAUGUGUUGAUGCUGAAUCAGCAUACAGGAUUCUUGAUGCUGUCAUUGUAAGUCAUUCUGAAGCUGACAGCGAAUGGUAUCAUACAUUGAUCGAGAUUUACUGUGAAAAUGAAGACAUUAAUUCUGCUUUAGAAGUACUUAGGCUAUACAAUUUAUCAGGACAGAGACCUAGAAUAAAAUUUUAUAGUGCUAUAAUUCAUAAACUUGCUAAAAAAGGGGAAAUGGAAUUAGUUGAAAUAUUGGUGAAUGAAAUGACUGAAUAUUUUGGUCCACCCAAUGAUUUAAUGUUUAAUUCUUUAAUUGCUGGAUAUAGUAAAAAGAAUGAUACGGACAUGGUAUUUAAGACUUAUCAAAAGAUGCUCAGCAUAGGCAUCAAGCCAACUAAAGACAUUUAUACUACCCUUAUCUUUUUUCAUCUUCGACGGAAAAAUAUUUACGAGGCAUCUAUUUUAUAUAAACAAAUGACUGAGAAAGGCAUAGAAAAUGAUAGUUAUUUAUUUGCUGCCUUAAUUUAUCUGCGCGGAAUACUUGAUGAUUCGGAAGGUGCCAGGAAAACAUACGAUAAAAUGAAAGCAGCUGGAGUUAUUCCCAACACUAUAUUAUUUAAUCAGCUCAUAUAUUCUCACGCUCGUGACAAGAAAGUAAAUGUAUCGCAGAUCGAGGCUUUGUAUCUCGAAAUGUUGGCAGAAAAAUUAGAGCCAAACCAUUAUACAUUUGAGCUACUUAUUGAUGCGAUGUCCAAAAGACAUGCAUUUGCAAAGAUAUGCGGAGUUUUUAAUGAAAUGUCCCAAAGAAAUAUCCCUAUAACAGAUGUAGCUUACAAUUCUCCAAUUCGUCAUCAUGGAUUAGCAGGAAACACGGAACUUGCUUGGAAAUUUUUUAACCGAAUGAUAUCUGCUGGAAUAGAACCAUCUAUGUAUAUAUAUACUUCUAUAAUAUCUCUUGCUACUGCAUCGUCCGAUUUUGCAAUAGCUAUUAAAGCUUUUAAAGAUCUUUUAACACGUGGUCUCAAACCCAAUGUUCAUGUUUAUUCAGCCUUGAUCACUGCAUUGGUAAAAUCAGGGAAUACAGAAAAAGCAAUUGAAAUGCUUCAUCAUAUGGUUAACCAUGGUGUAUCGCCUAAUCAUAUAACUUUUACAUCAUUAAUUCAAGGUUUUGCGAUUAAGCGUAAUUAUGAGAAAGGUAAAGAAAUAUAUGAAAUGAUGAAAAAAUCAAACAUUAUUCCAGAUAGAUUCACAUUUUAUCAUUUGGAGAAAUUGUAUAAAACGACUGGACACAUUGAGGAUAUUAAAGAGUUGUAUGAAGAUAUUAAAAGAUACGGUAUAGAUCCUCAAUCUCGUGAUCGCAUCCUGAUAAAAGGGAAAGGCUCAUAUUACUGGAGAUCAAGGACCUUGAUCAAACGAAGAAUUGAACGACAAAAAGCAAACAUUAAUCCUGAAGAGCAAUAUGCUAUCAAAAAGCGGCAGCGUAAAAUAUGGAAAAGACGCAAUCUAAUACGAGAAGCAGCAUUGCAAAGAUUAUAUUCUAAGCUUCAAAGUAGUCAAAGUUUAGAACCAUAUCCAAUAUGGAAAAAAAUAUAUAUUCAAGAAAAUUAUGAAGAUUUGCAACGAUAUAAAAAAUCUGGAUCAUUUCCAUUUUAA
This is a messenger RNA of Dentiscutata heterogama, 1993 nucleotides long. Lineage: Eukaryota; Fungi; Glomeromycota; Glomeromycetes; Diversisporales; Gigasporaceae. The record is from the annotation of a GenBank genome assembly.